GGCAGAUAUACCUUUUCGGCUAUUGAAGAAAGUUAGUGAAAAUAAAUAAAUAAUUUACUUUCAAAGGCAAUACUUUAUGGAUUAACAUAGUUUACACGAUAUAAAUUUUAAGGAGAAACAUGGUAUACGACAUGACCCAUUUGGUGCCAUCUCAUAGCAUCUCUCUAGGAAGCUACUACAUACCUGAAGAGCAUGCCGUGAUGCCAUGUGAAAAUGUACCACAGACGACCCCACAUACACCCCGUCGCCGAACAACUCCAAUUACGAAUUUGGAUCCAUCCGAGCUGGUAGGAUUAUCACGAGAAGAACGUCGUCGACGUCGUCGAGCGACUCUUAAAUAUCGGACAGCUCAUGCUACACGUGAGAGAAUUCGAGUUGAGGCUUUCAAUGUGUCAUUCGCUGAACUUCGAAAGUUGCUUCCAACUUUACCACCCGACAAGAAGCUCUCCAAAAUCGAGAUCCUCAAACUGGCGAUUUGUUACAUUGCCUAUUUAAAUCAUGUUCUUGAAACAUAAAACCAAAUUUACCUCAUACAACAAUAGUUCCAUAUUUUAAGUUUCAAAACCAACUA
Messenger RNA from Episyrphus balteatus (marmalade hoverfly), 571 nucleotides. RefSeq names its product helix-loop-helix protein 1 (gene HLH4C). Bases 120 to 515 code for a protein of 131 amino acids. The record is from RefSeq and is a predicted model, not a curated record. Gene Ontology annotation, molecular function: protein dimerization activity; RNA polymerase II cis-regulatory region sequence-specific DNA binding; DNA-binding transcription factor activity, RNA polymerase II-specific. Lineage: Eukaryota; Metazoa; Arthropoda; Insecta; Diptera; Syrphidae. The transcript has 2 exons. Gene Ontology annotation, biological process: regulation of transcription by RNA polymerase II.